AAUGAUGUGCAUGUGAAUUUCACUCGAGAAGAGUGGGCUUUGCUGGAUCCUUCCCAGAGGAAUCUCUACAAAGAUGUAAUGCUGGAGACCUACAGGAACCUCACUGCUAUAGGCUACAAUUGGGAAAGUCAUAAUAUAGAAGAGCAUUUUCAAAAUUCUAGAAGACAUGCAAGCCAUAAAAGAACACACACUGGAGAGAAACCUUAUGAAUGUACUGAGUGUGGCAAAGCCUUUGCACAAAACAGUACUCUCUUAAUCCAUAAAAGAAUACACACUGGAGAGAAACCUUAUGAAUGUAACCAGUGUGGUAAAGCCUUUGCACAAAACAGUGCUCUCAUAAGCCAUAAAAGAACACACACUGGAGAGAAACCUUAUGAAUGUAACCAGUGUGGUAAAGCCUUUGCACAAAACAGUGCUCUCAUAAGCCAUAAAAGAACACACACUGGAGAGAAACCUUAUGAAUGUAAUGAGUGUGGCAAAGCCUUUGCACACAACAGUACUCUCUUAAGCCAUAAAAGAACACACACUGGAGAGAAA
This is a messenger RNA of Meriones unguiculatus (Mongolian gerbil), 537 nucleotides long. RefSeq names its product zinc finger protein 120-like. The transcript is spliced from 3 exons. Gene Ontology annotation, biological process: regulation of DNA-templated transcription. The record is from RefSeq and is a predicted model, not a curated record. NCBI's taxonomy places the organism in Eukaryota, Metazoa, Chordata, Mammalia, Rodentia, Muridae. The annotation marks the transcript as partial.